ACCGAACCCAGAUAGAACCCAACAGUUGGGUUCAAUGGAAUCCAAAUCAGCUAGGUUCCAUCAAACCUAGCUGCUGGGUUCGUUCGAUUGUGCUAGGUAUUGACGAACCAACACAUCUCCCACUCUUAAUCCAUCUUCUUCCCCUCUUUCUUCCCUCUCUAUCAAACCCAAAUCUGCUGGGUUCCAUCAAUCCCUUUCUUCCCCUCCUUCUUCCCUUCUUUCUUUCUUCCCCUCUUUCUUUCUUCCCCUCUUUCCCCUCUUUCUUCUCUCUUUGUGAAACCCAGAUCUACUGGGUUCGAUGGAACCCAGCAGAUCUAGGUUCCAUCUUGCACACUAACAUUCACCGUUUCCUUUUCUCUUAUUUAGUUCACAUGAAUUUAAGACUCCACAAAAAUGGCAGAAGCCGCACUGUGUGGUGAAAAGUCUACUCAAUUUCUUUCUUUUCUGCGCUCUUUAGCCGCACCACAGCCAGGUGCGGCGCCAUGCUUCGGCCGUGUCCGCUUCGUCACGUCGAAGCCCGCUCCGCUGCGUGUCUUGGCCAUGUCUGUCAAGAGAAGCCCUAAGCGCCUGAAAUAUUCAGCUCCUCGCUUUACCAAGGUCUAAUUUCUUCUCUUUAGAUAGUCCUUUUUUUUUAAUUUAUUUUCUCUUCUUUUUUUUUUUCAGUCUCAUAAUAUAAGGAUCAAGGAGAAAUUAGCCAAACAAUAUGCUUCUUGUAGUUUGUUUCAUUUCGUGAAAUGUUGUUACAAUCAAGAGAUGUGAGAAAUUGGUUUCUGAAACUCCAGAAUUAAGUGAAAUAAUGAAAUCACAAUCUUCAA
Molecule: messenger RNA, 815 nt
Organism: Rubroshorea leprosula
Lineage: Eukaryota; Viridiplantae; Streptophyta; Magnoliopsida; Malvales; Dipterocarpaceae
Source: the annotation of a GenBank genome assembly